AUGUUGAUUGUUCAUAGAUGGCUUAAAUCAAUCAGUCAGAAAAGAUGCUUUUCAACAAAAUUAGAAAAUGACGUGGCUAUGGCAGAAUACUAUUUUGAAAAUGGUCUAAGAAAGGUUAAGCCAUACUAUUACGAUUUUCAUGCCUAUGUAAAGCCAAGGAUGAUUGGCAAAUCUAUUCUGGAUGCAUAUGUAGCAGAGUACCGUGGAAGAUCAGAACUUUAUUAUAGAUAUGCAAUACGAAAGGAACUGAUCACUGUAAAUCAUAAAAAGGUUGAAUGUGACACUGUACUUCAGCAUAAUGAUCUUGUUAUUCACAGGGUACACAGACAUGAGCCACCUGUCACAGAUCAGGAUGUCAAAGUUGUAUAUGAGGAUGAAGGUUUAGUAGUUAUCAAUAAGCCUGGUAGUAUUCAGGUUCAUCCAGGUGGAAGAUAUAGACAUAAUACAGCAGUUCAUAUCCUAAUGAAAGAAAAGGGCUAUGAUAGACUUUUCCCCAUCAACCGACUUGACCGAUCCACUUCUGGUUUAACUCUCAUAGCAAAGAGUUCUCAGAGAGCAGCAUAUAUCAAGAAAGAGUUGAGAGAAAGAACGAUCGAAAAAGAAUAUAUUUGCAGAGUGAUGGGUAAAUUUCCAAGUCAACAGAUUGUCUGCGAUGCACCUAUCAAGCAGUUAGCCUAUGAAGUUCCUUACAAUUAUGUCCAUCCUGAUGGGAAGGAUUGUACUACUGUAUUCGAUAGAAUAAGCUUCAACGGACGGACAAGUAUUGUACGAUGUAGACCUGUCACUGGACGUACCCAUCAGAUUCGCGUUCAUUUGCGAUAUUUAGGAUAUCCAAUAGCUAAUGAUCCUAUCUAUGGAUUUUUGACUCCAUGGUCAGAUUUAUUGCCAUCAUCUGGCUCAGUAGGUAAUACGGAAGCUAUUAUUCAAUCCAUGAUCCAUACUACACCUGAUGACUAUAUGAAGGAUCCCUUUGACGAGUCAGAUUUGCCAAGAUGCCAAGAAUGUAAUGUGCCCAUCAUACAAACAGACCCAACGUCAAGUCAAUUAGCCUUAUGGUUACAUGCAGUCAAAUACACAGCCUCAGGAUGGUCAUAUGAAUCCCCCUUACCAGAAUGGGCUAAUAGCUCGUUCAAAGACGAUGAUCUUAUUAUCCCUGCCUCACAUUAUUAA
Rhizopus microsporus ATCC 52813 is the source of this 1170-nucleotide messenger RNA. Its product is annotated as DRAP deaminase. Lineage: Eukaryota; Fungi; Mucoromycota; Mucoromycetes; Mucorales; Rhizopodaceae. Bases 1 to 1170 code for a protein of 389 amino acids. Gene Ontology annotation, biological process: pseudouridine synthesis. The transcript is spliced from 5 exons. The record is from RefSeq and is a predicted model, not a curated record. Gene Ontology annotation, molecular function: RNA binding; pseudouridine synthase activity.